Molecule: messenger RNA, 1574 nt
Organism: Sciurus carolinensis (gray squirrel)
Lineage: Eukaryota; Metazoa; Chordata; Mammalia; Rodentia; Sciuridae
Gene: Chia
Product: chitinase acidic
Exons: 11
Coding region: 51-1490 (479 amino acids)
Biological process (GO): chitin catabolic process; carbohydrate metabolic process
Cellular component (GO): extracellular region
Molecular function (GO): chitin binding; chitinase activity
Source: RefSeq, a predicted model, not a curated record
CAGAUGGUAUAAAAAGCAAAUCCAGGCUCUCCUGGUCCAGUACCAACAGCAUGGCAAAACUUAUUCUCCUCACAGGACUGGCUCUUCUGCUCAAUGUUCAGCUGGGUUCCAGCUACCAGCUGACAUGCUACUUCUCCAACUGGGCCCAGUACCGCCCAGGCCUGGGGAGCUUCAAGCCUGAUAACAUCGACCCCUGCCUGUGUACUCACCUCAUCUACGCCUUUGCUGGGAUACAGAACAACAAGAUCACCACCAUCGAAUGGAAUGAUGUCACUCUCUACCAAGCUUUCAAUGGCCUGAAAAAUAAGAACAGCCAGCUGAAAACUCUCCUAGCCGUUGGAGGCUGGAACUUUGGAACUGCCCUUUUCACCACCAUGGUUUCCACUCCUGAGAACCGCCAGACUUUCAUUGCCUCGGUCAUCACGUUCUUGCGGCAGUACGGGUUUGAUGGGCUGGACUUGGACUGGGAGUACCCUGGGUCUCGUGGAAGCCCCCCUCAAGACAAGCAUCUCUUCACCGUCCUGGUGCAGGAAAUUCGUGAAGCUUUUGAGAAAGAGGCCAAGGAGACCAAUAAGCCCAGGCUGUUGAUCACUGCCGCAGUAGCAGGUGGCAUCUCCACCAUCCAAUCUGGCUACGAGAUCCCCCAACUGUCCCAGUACCUGGACUACAUCCAUGUCAUGACCUAUGACCUCCAUGGCUCCUGGGAGGGCUACACUGGAGAGAACAGCCCCCUCUACAAAUACCCAACUGACACUGGCAGCAAUGCCUACCUCAAUGUGGACUACAUCAUGAAGUACUGGAAGGACAAUGGGGCCUCAGCUGAAAAGCUCAUCGUUGGAUUCCCAACUUAUGGGCACAACUUUCUUCUGAGCAAUCCUUCCAACAAUGGAAUCGGUGCCUCUACCUCCGGUGCUGGCCCUGCUGGGCCCUACACCAGGGAGGCUGGGUUCUGGGCCUACUAUGAGAUCUGCACCUUCCUGAAAAAUGGAGCCACUCAGGCAUGGGAUGCCCCUCAGGAGGUACCCUAUGCCUAUCAGGGCAAUGACUGGGUUGGCUAUGACAACAUCAAGAGCUUUGAUAUCAAGGCUCAGUGGCUUAAGCAGAACAACUUUGGAGGUGCCAUGGUCUGGGCCAUUGACCUAGAUGACUUCACUGGCACUUUCUGCAAUGAGGGCAAGUUCCCCCUGAUCUCCACCCUGAAGAAAGUCCUGGGCCUGCAGAGUGACAGUUGCACAGCCACUGCGCCCAGUGAACCAGUCACUACUCCUAAUGGUGGCAGUGCAGGCGGGAGCUCUGGUGGCAGCUCUGGCGGCAGCUCUGGUGGCAGCUCUGGGGGCAGUGGAUUCUGUGCAGGCAAAGCCGAUGGCCUUUACCCAGUGGCAGAUAACCGAAAUGCCUUCUGGCACUGCGUGAAUGGAAUCACCUACCAGAAUAACUGCCCAGCAGGGCUUGUCUUCAACACCGGCUGUACCUGCUGUAAUUGGGCAUGAACCUGAUCUACGUCUCCAUUCCCCAAGGUUCUGACCAUCUUCUUUGCUUCUCAAAGGACAUCUUGCUUCUCCCUAAAGUUCUAU